AUCUGUGUUUUUCUGCUCAGUCGCAGUUGAGCCGAUUUAGGCUUCGAGGGACUACUAAGUUAAUCGAGAAUGGCCGCUUGUGCCAUUUUCAGUUGAUUUUAUUUUUUCCUAUAUAAUUUAAUGUCCUCUCGGACGCGUUUUACGUCAAACUAAAUUCCUACGUAAUAAUGUGUCUCAUAUUUUAAUUAUAAAACUGCGUAAAUUAGUUUUAUUUAUCAACUAAAAUAUAGAGGACAAAGAGAAUUCAUGUUAGUGUGCAUUGUUGAAAAUUAGUGCUUUCUAAAACUUCAUCAAGAUGACGAUGACGUCGUGAUGAUGCAAAAAGACAGGGUGUCUCGAACAACACAGUGACCCGCGAGAGAGUGAGAUAAUUUUACAAAUUCCUCGCGAUAUGGAGUCCAUUAGAAAAUGGUUCUACAGACCAAAGAAGGACGACACAAGUUUACUAGCUCAAUUCUUUUAUGCUGACGAAUCCUUAAACGCAGUAGCCUGUGAACUAGAUUCUUUCGAUGGUCGCCAAGAACCAGAAAGAUGUACAUCUUUGGUCAAUCAACUUCGUCAUUGUCAAGACAAGGUCUUAACUAUAUGCAAUCAAAUUAUGGAUGACUUAAUUCCAGACAAUAGAGCCAACAGAGAUUUUCGAGUUAAAUUUCCCGACGACGUGAUGCAGGAAAAUUUAGCCGGCCAACUUUGGUUUGGAGCUGAAUGUUUGGCAGCAGGUUCGUCAAUUAUGAAUCGAGAAGCCGAAAGUUCUGCAAUGAGACCCCUCGCUAAAGCUCUAACAAAAUCAUUGGAAAAUGUUCGAAAUCUCCUUCGAGAACAUGCACUAAAAGGACAUAUAAAUUUAAAGAUUCAAAAUCCACUGGAGCCAUCGAUCGAAAAAUUAAUCGAGUCUCUGAAAAUUUUCGACCGACUCUUCGCUGACUUUGAAUUAUGUUAUGUCGGCGCCAUGGUGCCAGUUAAAUCUACAAAGGAGUACGAACAACAGGAACUUGUUUGCGUUUUAUUUUCGGAAACUUUGCAGAGAGCACUCGAAAGAGGUUUACUAAAUCAAGCAGAUGUGGACAAUUACGAGCCGGCUUUAAUGUUCACUAUUCCGCGUUUGGCUAUUGUCUCUGGUCUAUUGGCUCCUCCUGGAGGUCCUCUCUGUCUCAACUCCCCCGACAAUAUUAGUGAAAUGUUCAGACCAUUCAAAACUCUUCUUCUAAAAAUAAGAGAACUGCUCUGGACCUUAAACAACCGUGAGCUCUACAUGUUGGAGAAACUUUUGUGUUCAAAUGAAGAGCCAUCCGCAUCGAUGACGCAAACGAAUAAAACAACGUGCCAAGACGCUCCUGAUCUUGAUGAAUUCGUCCACAAUUUUUACACAGGCUAUCCAAAUUGCAAGGAUUUUAUUGUUGACUUUUAUACAGUGACGCGAAAUAAUGGAAGCAAUAUGGAUGAAAUAGCAAAUGACGCGGUUCAAAUAAUGGAUCAGAGAAAUGGACACAUCGAUUUGUCGGAUGUGUGCGAGCUAAGCCAAAAAGACAAUGAUGAAAUGAGAAUGGAAAAAGUUGUAUCUCACGUUAAUGAGAAUACAAAUGAAAUAAAUCUUGAUAAUAAUUCUCACGAGGCAAAUAAUAUUACAACUACUCGGCAAUGUGCCUUGAAUCGUGAAACAAUGAGAAAUACAGAAGACAGUGCACAAUUUUUAGUGAACAAUGACAUUCCAUGUAGCGUUAGACAAAAUUCCGAUAGCAGUUCUUCCAGUAGUCAAGAGAAUAACGUUCGUAAUGAAAGAGUAGAAAAUUAUCUCACCUCUAAUAUGUCACAAAUGCUAGGAGAUUCGGAGAACCUCGAAAUACCUUCACUUCAAUAUUUAUUAAAUCAAGUUUCACAUGAAAAUACCCUAACAGAUGGAGAGUGUCUCAACGAGAUCUCAGAGCAUACAGACUCCGGAAUUUGUACAGUAAUAUCCUCAGAGAAUACAAGUCUCUAUGAUAAAAGUCCCGAGGAAAAGAAAAUAUUUGCCACUAAUACCGAGACAAACGAGAAUCAUAAUUUCGACGACGAAGAUAUCGAGGAAAAUACAAGUUACUCUUGCUCUAAUCUCAAUUCGCCAAAGAGAAAAAAUUCCACAAUUUCAGAAAACUCCUGUAUUUGCAGCUUACGUAAUGCAAAGAUUGUCGAUCAUUCCCUAGAAGUAUCAAAUCUAACAACAAAUAACGUUGAAUCGAAAAAUGGCACAAGAAUAUCCUCAACAUUCGAUGGAUCAAACGAAGAAUUCAUCGGCGUUGCCUAUGGCAAUGGACAAAUUUCCGUCUGUGACGGAAAUCAACCAAGCUUUCAAAUAAACUAUUCAGAAAAUUGGGAAAACCUAAAUAUAAAUAUCGACGCAUCAUCAUCGAGAAAGGAAUUUUGGAACGAUCUCAAGUGUGAAAAUUGUCCAUCGACAUCGCAGAAUAUCGAGAAAAUUGGCAGUAAAAUAGAGAAAUUUGCAAAUGAGAAAAUAAUCACAAAACGAGCACGAGAAACGGAGAAGCAAAGGAAACGACAUCAACGUAAAUAUGAAAGAAGUCACAAAAAUCACGAUGAACAUACAAGACAGAGUAUAUCGUUUAAUGUUCAAAGUAUUCAUUUACCAAGAAGUACUGAGAGUUCUCGUUCGAACUCAAUAGAUCGUCUUAAUCCUAGAUUAUUGAGUUUAGGUGCCAGCCUUCAUCCUAGUCAAAAUACAAGGCAAAUGCCAAAUUUCGGCAGUCGUAGUCCCCAUUCAAGUCCCAGACUACAACACUUUGAGACUCGAGUAAAUCUCAAUUCAGAACAAAGAAACGCUCAUUCCCAAAGAUUAUACCAAAACUCGUCAUCACAACACAAAAAAUUAUUAGAUCACAGGAGAUCAAGAUCGGAAAAAUUGGCACGCUUAAAAAGAAAAGAAUCAGACAAGAGAGAUAGAUAUGAAAGAAUGAGCAGCAAAUCGGAGUUCAAUAAAAGACGAUUAAGUGCAAGGAAUUCGAGUGACUUAAUGAACGACGGUUUGGGACCAAGAACUGAUAAAAGUGGUUUAGUCGUGGAGGCAAUUUCUCCAACGGAGUCACGAUCGUUUCGGCAUGAACGACACAAUUCAAAAAGAAAUGUCAGACCUGUUAUAAUUAACACAUCAAUGGUUUCAAAAGUCCACAGUGCAAAUUUUGAACACUCACUAGUGCAGAGAGCAGAUUUAGAUUCCAGUUCCAGUUACUCGAGUUUCUAUGAAUCAAGUUCAGAGACUAGCGAAUUUCAGAGCGAUUGCCAGGAUGACGAAGAAAUUGCUCUCGCUAUGCAAGCUGCCGAAAUAGCGAAUAGAAAUCAAAUUCGUGCUAAAUUCAGGUCUUCCGAGGAUUUAGUGCACAGAUUAUUCGUCUGCAUCGCAGGUGUUGCUGAUCAAUUACAAACGAAUUUUGCCUCCGAUCUUCGAAAUAUAUUAAAAUGUGUUUUUCUAAUGAACAGCAGUCAAACGAGCGACAGUGAUACUAAAGUUGAAGAGGAGGAAGAAGAACAAGUAUUAACUCCUAUCGAGACCGAUAGAAAUUUUCCAGAAUCGUUUAAUACUACUGAAAAUAACGAAAAUCUACUUCAAGAAACCGCGAACGACCUAAUCGAAUCAACUCCAAUAAAUAAUAGAAUUUCGCCUACGACUGAACGAGGUGAGGAAUGUGUGGAGCGGGCUCCAGCGUGGGUGCCAGACAAUGAUGCCCCAAGGUGCAUGGCUUGUCAGGCAGGAUUCACGGUCGUUCGUCGACGACAUCACUGCAGAAAUUGUGGCAAAGUAUUUUGUGGCCGUUGCAGCAGCAAUAAUGUGCCAUUGCCACGUUAUGGACACACAAAACCAGUGCGAGUGUGUAACAGGUGUUUCCUUUAUCAGGUGACGCCAUUCACUGUGUCUCAGGUAACGUCUACCAGCUGAAGAUUUUCUUUGUGAUUAUUCAUUCUUAAAUUACUCUACAUUGACUUGUCUGCUUUAAUUUAAAAAAAAACAUGUUUGCUGUUGAAAUGAAGUUUUUGUAAAUAGUUACACGGCCUUUUUUUAAAUGGGACCAUCAUUCCUAUUGGAGUUUCUUAAUUCUAAUUGACUCUCUUUUAACAUUCACAGAGAGUCAGUCAAUUAAAAUUUAAAUAAAAAUAAAAGCGAAAUAACAUUUCCAACUAUCAAUAUAGAGAACAAAAAUUGCGUUUCGACUAGGCAACACUACCAAAAAAAAGCAGUAAAAAAACUAUACCUAUCAAAUUCUGUUUGUCUUGCAAAUAUUUGUUUUAAUAAAAAAAAUACUUUUUUUUAAGUAAAUAAUUAAUAUACACUUUUUAAAAGCACAGAAAAAUAAAUGUGUGCUCAACAACCAAAGUUGGUGUACAAAAACAAACAUAAAAUAGCGAUUAAUGACAUUUCAUUUCGUGAAAAACUUGGUAGUCUUAUGCUUGUUACAUUUUACAAGUCGAUUCGCAAACAAUUAUUUAUAUUUAACAUUGUAUUUUUUCUUUCUUGAAGGAAAACCAAGUAAUGAAAAAAGUUAAUUAAAAAAAGUGAUAUAAAAAAUUAAAAUCAUGGUUAAUGAAAAAAAAACAACGACUUUAACCCAGGUUAAAAUUUCACUGAAACAGUUUCUUAAUUUUAAUGGUAAAAACUAUAUUACUGAAUUAUUAUCGUUAACUACCAAUAAUCGAAACUAAUAUACCGUUUCAAUGUACUAAUAUAGUUCAAAAAGCAAUGAUAAAAA
Leptopilina heterotoma is the source of this 4733-nucleotide messenger RNA. RefSeq names its product lateral signaling target protein 2 homolog. NCBI's taxonomy places the organism in Eukaryota, Metazoa, Arthropoda, Insecta, Hymenoptera, Figitidae. Gene Ontology annotation, molecular function: metal ion binding. The transcript is spliced from 8 exons. The record is from RefSeq and is a predicted model, not a curated record. Gene Ontology annotation, cellular component: early endosome membrane. The coding region runs from base 392 to 3925 and encodes 1177 amino acids.